This is a messenger RNA of Equus quagga, 1395 nucleotides long. It is a transcript of the gene TPD52L2, whose product is annotated as TPD52 like 2. The transcript is spliced from 9 exons. Gene Ontology annotation, cellular component: cytoplasm. NCBI's taxonomy places the organism in Eukaryota, Metazoa, Chordata, Mammalia, Perissodactyla, Equidae. The coding region runs from base 115 to 804 and encodes 229 amino acids. Gene Ontology annotation, biological process: carbohydrate metabolic process. The record is from RefSeq and is a predicted model, not a curated record.
CAGUUCCGUUGGCUGUGUGUACGCGGCGGGCGGCUCCCGGUGCGGCGCGCUCGGCUCUCGCGGCGCCCGCGACCCCGGCCCCCGCCUCAGCUGCAACCCGGCCGCCGCUUGAACAUGGACUCCGCAGGCCAAGAUAUCAACCUGAAUUCUCCUAACAAAGGUCUGCUGUCCGACUCCAUGACAGAUGUCCCUGUCGACACGGCGGUGGCUGCCCAGACUCCUGCUGUGGAGGGUCUGUCGGAGGCUGAGGAGGAGGAGCUCAGAGCUGAGCUCGCAAAGGUGGAAGAAGAAAUUGUCACUCUGCGCCAGGUUCUGGCAGCGAAGGAGAGACAUUGUGGAGAGCUGAAAAGGAAGCUGGGCCUCUCUGCCUUGGAGGGCCUGAAGCAGAACCUGUCCAGGAGCUGGCAUGAUGUGCAGGUCUCUAACGCCUAUAUGAAAACUUCUGAGAAACUUGGAGAGUGGAAUGAGAAAGUGACCCAGUCGGACCUCUACAAGAAGACUCAGGAGACUCUCUCGCAGGCGGGACAGAAGACUUCAGCUGCCCUGUCUACCAUGGGCUCUGCCAUCAGCAGGAAGCUAGGAGACAUGAGGGCUCGUCCGUUCUCGCACUCCUUUAGCAGCUACUCCAUCCGCCACUCGAUAAGCAUGCCGGCCAUGAGGAACUCUGCAACCUUCAAGUCAUUUGAAGAUCGAGUUGGGACCAUAAAGUCUAAGGUUGUGGGUGGCAGAGAGAAUGGCAGUGACAACCUUCCCUCCCCGACUGGGAGUGGCGACAAGCCCCUGCCUGAUCACACGCCUUUCUAAGCCCGUAGCAGCUUCGCCCGGCCGUGGAACACAUGCAAGUACCCUCUCAUCGCCACAACUGCACCUCUGCGCAGCGGAGCAGCCGGCCGGGCCGCUGGUGAGCGCAAAGAGCUGGUUUUGAGGACAGUCCUGCCAUCCACACGUAGACGUGGCCGCUGCACUCACAUGAGUUAGAGAACACAGUCUUGUACACAGAUGCUUCACACUAAAGUUGGUAGAUGCAGCAGGUCACUGUGUGUCCUUCCCAGGGUGCGGGAAGUGGACAGGGUGGCAGGUCCCACGGCAUCUUGAGCCAAAGCCCAAGUUCUCUUUGGGAACCUGUUAGUUCAUCAGAAUGUUGAAAGAAUGGGAAGAGCGAUAAGUAUAAAAUAAGUGGUAUUUCCUAACUCCUUCCCUAAGUCACAGAGGGAAGAGUCAUCCAGAAAGCCCUAUCUAAUCUGCAGUUUUUAUUUCAAGAUGCUAAACGAGAAAACUGUCCAUUUUCUGAAACCCUCCAGAAAAGAAACUGAUUAUCAGCACCUGCCUGAUUGUUACACUAAUGAUCUAGCUUUAACAAAAGCAAAUUCUUUAUUUUUUAAAUGCAGUGGAUUU